UCUCUGCUUCCACCGGGCACAUGCUGAUGCCCCUGAGUGGGCUGCCCUGGUGGUGGUGGUGGUACUGCUGUGCCUGGUACCGCUGUGGAUUGUGCUCCCCAGCUCCCCAGAUGCUGCGCCACCAGGGUCUCCUCAAGUGCCGCUGCCGCAUGCUCUUCAAUGACCUGAAGGUUCUCCUCCUGCGGCGGCCCCCUCCAGCGCCCCUGCCCAUGCACGGCGAACCCCAGCCCCCCGGCGUGGCAGCCAACAACACCCUUCCGGCUCUGGGUGCCGGGGGGUGGGCAGGCUGGAGGGGGCCUCGAGAAGGCGUGGGCAGGGAGACCCCUCCCCUGCCACCUCUGCCACCUUUGCCACCUUCAGUGGAAGAUGACUGGGGUGGCCCAGCCACAGAGCCACCUGCCUCGCUGCUCAGCAGUGCCUCUUCAGAUGACUUCUGUAAGGGAAAGGCUGAGGAUCGCUACUCACUGGGCAGCAGCCUGGACAGUGGCAUGAGAACCCCGCUCUGCCGCAUCUGCUUCCAGGGGCCGGAACAGGGGGAGCUGCUGAGCCCGUGCCGCUGCGACGGCUCGGUCAAGUGCACGCACCAGCCUUGCCUCAUCAAGUGGAUCAGCGAGCGGGGCUGCUGGAGCUGCGAGCUGUGCUACUACAAGUACCACGUCAUCGCCAUCAGCACAAAGAACCCUCUGCAGUGGCAGGCCAUCUCUCUGACAGUCAUUGAGAAGGUUCAGAUUGCGGCCGCCAUCCUGGGUUCCCUCUUCCUCAUCGCCAGUAUCUCUUGGCUCAUCUGGUCGACCUUCAGCCCCUCAGCAAAAUGGCAGCGCCAAGACCUCCUCUUCCAGAUCUGCUACGGGAUGUAUGGAUUCAUGGAUGUGGUGUGCAUAGGCCUCAUCAUUCAUGAGGGACCCUCCGUGUACCGCAUCUUUAAACGGUGGCAGGCUGUCAACCAGCAGUGGAAAGUGCUGAACUAUGACAAGACGAAAGACCUGGAGGAUCAAAAGGCAGGAGGCAGGACCAACCCCCGGACCUCCUCGUCCACCCAGGCCAACGCGCCCCCCUCCGAAGAGGAGGCUGCGGGCACCCCUGCCCCUGAGGAAGGCCCUGCCCGGGCGGCCGGCCACCCCUCAGGCCCUCUGUCCGAUCACCACUGUGCUUACACCAUCCUGCACAUCUUGAGUCACUUAAGACCUCAUGAACAGCGGAGCCCCCAGGGUGGCAGCCGAGAGCUGGUCAUGAGGGUCACGACGGUGUGAGAGGAGAGACCUGGGAGGGAGCCGUGACCACAC
This is a messenger RNA of Balaenoptera musculus (blue whale), 1283 nucleotides long. RefSeq names its product membrane associated ring-CH-type finger 4 (gene MARCHF4). The record is from RefSeq and is a predicted model, not a curated record. NCBI's taxonomy places the organism in Eukaryota, Metazoa, Chordata, Mammalia, Artiodactyla, Balaenopteridae. Bases 21 to 1250 code for a protein of 409 amino acids. Gene Ontology annotation, biological process: protein ubiquitination. Gene Ontology annotation, molecular function: zinc ion binding; ubiquitin-protein transferase activity. The transcript is spliced from 4 exons.